This is a messenger RNA of Alternaria alternata, 1117 nucleotides long. RefSeq lists its product as hypothetical. The transcript has a single exon. Lineage: Eukaryota; Fungi; Ascomycota; Dothideomycetes; Pleosporales; Pleosporaceae. The record is from RefSeq and is a predicted model, not a curated record. The coding region runs from base 205 to 954 and encodes 249 amino acids.
CAUACCGAGUAUUAUGCUCGCCCUCCUCGCCAUUGACUCCUUCUAUGUAAUAAGCGACCAUGUUUUCAUACAGUGUUCCAAAUACUGGCACUUGGUUUGAUGUAGCCUCAGGGGGGUUACUUCUAACAUAGAUCAUCAUCUACAUUUCGAUGGUCUAGCCUCACCGUGAUUCUCCAGCCCCUCAAGUUAGAUAAUCUUGUUGAAAUGUCCACACUUGAGUCGCAGGUGAUAUCCUUUAGCCUAGGAGGUCAUGUUAGAUGGCAGUUUCGUAUCGAUCUAACAACACCAGAGUCCUCCACUUGCUCUUCUCCGACUUCUGAAGCGAUCGCUUUUAACUAUCCGCCAAAUUUAGCUGAUCUGAUAGACAGCGUCGAAGUAGACGUCCCACUCUCGUUCUCAGCACUUAUGAAACACAUGGUAAGUGAACUUCUGCUUACGGGUGAACGUCCUCUCCUGGAACAUCUCCUUUGGAGACCGGUUAUGCUUGCUGAUGUCGAAGUUCUUGUCCCUGCACUCAUCAAGAGUGCCGCAGUCAUGGAUCAGCUGAUUGUGAAUAUCAGCUACUUUAGUGCAUUAGGGCUCAUUCCGUCUCAUGACCUCGAGCACAUGCUCAUACACCUCAUUGCUGUUGACGAUGAUCAAAAUCACCUGUACGGGACAGCAAAGGCCUGUAUUGAGCUUGAACGCCGGCGCCAUCAGUACUUGGAGUACAUCGACCGUCAAAAGCGGGUCGAGCCUCAUGGGCAAAUCGAUGAAUUGGUUAACAGAGCCCAGCAUUGUGAGACAGUUGGCGAGUCUUCUCGUUCGCAGCUGCACAACGGCCCAGGGCUAACGGAUCGGAAGCAUCCUAGGGCCCGGCUGCCGCAAAAUGAUACGCGACUAGCCAGUGCAAUGCCCGACCUGUUGGCUUCGGAAAUGAAUACGGAGCCUGAGUAUGACUUUCUGUGGGGGUAAGAGCAAAGCCAUAUCUGACGCUCUAUCUGGCAGAAAGCAGAAGAGGAAGAUUGUCGUGAACCUCCAACCCAGGGAACCUGCGCCUGUCGCUCAAAUCCCUACACGCACGUUUGCUCUCCGGAAAGUAGACGGAUCAUCACUGUGACCAACAAACAACAAAUUU